Messenger RNA from Odocoileus virginianus texanus, 1339 nucleotides. Lineage: Eukaryota; Metazoa; Chordata; Mammalia; Artiodactyla; Cervidae. The record is from RefSeq and is a predicted model, not a curated record.
AUGAUCUGGGGCCCUACACAGACCCGCACUGACCUGGAAAAGCUUCGGGAGCGGCGACGGGGGAGCAGCAGGAGGUGGUUCGGGGACCCGAGGCGCCUCGUACCCUGCCGGGCUGACGCGGCCCCGCUAAACACAAAGCGCUUCAGCUGCACAGGGCGCUAUUUUCCGAAAAUGCCGCGUCUGGUCGGCGCCCAAAAUCCCCACCGAAAAGUCCCCCGUGCUGCGCGCGGAGGGACACAUGGUGUGCGAGUGAGUCAAAGCUCCCAGCAUCCCUCCCAGACCCGGCCCUCGUCAGCUCUUCGCCUGAGGCUUUCCGUCCCUGCCCUAGUUAGCAGAUCCCUCUCCCACCCACUCUCCGAUCCCUUUCCGGCGGGAGAAAUGGGGCGAAAGCGUCUGAUUUUUUUUUUAACGAAGAGGAGGGAAAUAAGCCAUUUCUACAGCUUCAGCUACACAAAGAAACCGGCGGAAUGAUCCCUUUCGGAGACCGCAAGUCCCGGCUCGCCUGGCGCCUGCGCGGCACGGGGGUGGGAGCUGCGGCCGGCCAUGUGCGCGGCGGAGCAGCGGGCCGGCCACGCAGGCUGCCUGCUCGUUUCUGCGGGGCUAGGAGUGCGAGGCUGAAGUGCGUGUGCUAACCUUAUCUCUCCGGCAUGAGCGCUGAGAUGAAAACAUACAUGUUCCUGUAGCUCCCUCCCUCCUUUUUAAACAUUGUGGUGGUUCCUUAUAUUUUGUAGACCCUAAUAACUGCUCACUGAAUUCCCUUGAAUUACUGUCAACUCAGAGGUAGAAGUCUUGUUUUUCCGGGGUUGGGAUAUUAAGGUUUUUGUUGCAUUUUAUUAAGAAAGUAGCAAAAAGUUUAUUCGAGGGAGCUUGCCUGGCAGCCCAGUGGUUAGCACUUUGCACUCUUCGGCUGUAGGGCGGAGGUUCGAUCCCUGGUCAGGUAAAUAAGAUCCUGCAUGCCCCGGCCACCCCCCCCCCAAAAAGUUUAUUUGAGAAUGGUGAUUUGCAAAGUAAGAGUCUUAUGAGUUUAAUUUACUUACGAUGGUUAGCUAAGAAACCCAUAACAUAGAUAAUCUUCUUUAACAGAUGAGCCAGGGAGUGACUUCUCAAUCUUCUAACCUUAACAAUUUUUGGCAUCUUACAUCUAUGAACUGAGAAUGUGUGAGAGAGCACCAAGAUUUUAAUUUAAAAGAGUUUACAAAUGAAAUACAUAUUGCCCACUGAUUUAGGGUGGCCUCAGGUAAGCAAUCUUUCUCCACUUACCUAUUUGUAAUAUUGAUGUAGAGAUUUGUCUUUAUGUAACUUAACAAAAAUGUUGUGCCUAAAAUAAAAUGAAUGACAU